Gastrolobium bilobum is the source of this 1969-nucleotide messenger RNA. RefSeq names its product phosphoinositide phospholipase C 6-like. Lineage: Eukaryota; Viridiplantae; Streptophyta; Magnoliopsida; Fabales; Fabaceae. Bases 4 to 1773 code for a protein of 589 amino acids. Gene Ontology annotation, molecular function: phosphatidylinositol-4,5-bisphosphate phospholipase C activity. The transcript is spliced from 9 exons. Gene Ontology annotation, biological process: phosphatidylinositol-mediated signaling; lipid metabolic process. The record is from RefSeq and is a predicted model, not a curated record.
AAAAUGUUCACGGGCUUCGCCAGAAAGUUCACCAUCGCCGAGCAGGCACCCACGCCGGACGUCAAGGAAGCAUUUUCCAAGUUCGCCGACGGCUCCCCCUCCAUGUCCGCCGACCAGCUCCGGUGCUUCCUGCUGGACCACCAAGGCGAACUGGACUGCACCGCAGAGGAUUCGAACCAGCUCAUCGAGAACGUUUUGCAAUCGCGGAUUCGGAAUCAGGAAAGCGACACUGCCAAGUGCAACUCCAAUGACGUCCACCAUAGUAACGGACAGGGACUCGGCCUCGACGAGUUCUUCCAUUUCUUGUUCUUCGAUGAUUUCAACGGUCCCCUGAAAUCCCAGGUACAUCAUGAUAUGAAUGCUCCGUUAUCACAUUAUUUCAUAUAUACAGGGCACAAUUCCUAUCUGACUGGGAAUCAGCUGAGCAGCGAUUGCAGUGAUGUGCCAAUCAUAAAGGCUUUGCAAAGAGGUGUGCGAGUAAUUGAACUAGAUUUAUGGCCAAAUUCAACUAAAGAUGAUAUCGUUGUAGUUCAUGGAAGGACACUUACCACUCCUGUCUCACUCAUCCAAUGUUUGAAGUCCAUAAAAGAGUAUGCUUUUGUUAAAUCUCAUUACCCAGUCAUUAUAACUUUAGAAGACCACCUUACUCCAGAUCUUCAAGCUAAAGUUGCAGAGAUGACAACUCAAAUAUUUGGAGAUAUGCUCUAUUAUCCUCAGACAGAUCCUCUGACAGAAUUCCCCACACCAGAAUCAUUGAAAGAUCGAAUUCUUAUAUCAACUAAACCACCAAAAGAAUAUCUUGAAAUCAAGCAAUUCAAGGACAGCGAGAGUGAAAAGGAAUUGGCUGAAGAAGGAUCAUCAUCGCCAUGCCUUAUUACUGAAGUGGAAGCUGACGACAGGAUCAAUGAAUGUGAUCACGAUGAGGAAGGUUUGUAUGCUCGUGAUAAAAAAUCAGACCAGCCGAGUGCCCCUGGGUACAAACGUUUGAUUACAAUCCAUGCUGGAAAACCGAAGGGUCAAAUAAAGGACCACUUAAAAGUUGUUGGGGAUGUUAAGCGCUUGAGCAUGAGCGAACAGGAACUUGAAAAGGCUUCUGCCUCUUAUGGAGCUGAUAUCGUUAGGUUUACACAGAAGAAUAUUCUCAGGGUUUAUCCAAAGGGAACACGUGUCACCUCAUCAAAUUACAGGCCACAUAUAGGGUGGACAUAUGGUGCUCAGAUGGUUGCAUUUAACAUGCAGGGGUACGGAAAAUCACUCUGGUUCAUGCAAGGGAUGUUUAGAGCAAAUGGAGAAUGCGGUUAUGUGAAAAAGCCUGCAUUUCUAAUAGAAAAAGGUCCACAUAAUGAGGUUUUUGAUCCUAAAAGAACAUUGCCUGUCAAGAAGACGUUAAAGGUAAAAGUAUAUAUGGGAAACGGGUGGAGCUCAGAUUUCGGCAAAACUCACUUUGAUACGUUCUCUCCACCAGACUUUUACACAAAGGUUUGCAUUGUUGGAGUACCAGCUGAUAAAGCCAAUAAGAAGACCAGCGUAAUUCAAGAUAAUUGGUUUCCUGUCUGGGACGAGGAAUUUGAAUUUCCUUUGACAGUUCCAGAACUCGCUUUGCUCCGGCUAGAAGUUAGAGAGUAUGAUAAACAUGAAAAGGAUGACUUUGGCGGGCAAACGUGUUUGCCAGUCUCUGAGCUGAGAUCUGGAUUCCGGUCAGUCCCACUAUAUGAUCAGAAGGGCGAGAAACUAAAAUCUGUAAAGCUUUUAAUGCGAUUUCAGUUUAUGUGAACUACAUGGUUUAGCCUUCUAGCCGUAUAAUAUGGUCUCAGGUGGUUUUCCUUCUGACUAGUAACUAGGGGCAUCGAGAAGAUCGUUGUAACUAUAAAUUUAUCUUAAUCUUUUAUUGCUUGAAAUAGUGUGGGCUUUAGAGGUUAUCUUCACCUUCAACAUCGACACAAACUGUGUUAAGAUUUUCAAUUAUGUA